AUGACGUUUGCUGCAUGUGCUGCUUGCCAUGAGCCAAUCCACGACCAAUGGAUUUAUGAAGUGUUAGACCGUCUUUGGCACGAUCACUGUAUACGUUGUGUCGAUUGUGGACAAUUGUUAACAGAGAAAUGUUAUACUCGCGAUGGAAGACUGUAUUGUCAUCGAGAUUUUUAUCGACGCUUUUGGUGUCGUCGUUGUUCCGGCUGCUUACAAGAUAUUGGUCAAGGUGAAUAUUAUCUAAGUGCGUGGGAUCAAUUUUAUCAUUGGGAUUGCUACAAAUGUUGUUUAUGUUUGCGUAAAGUGAAUACAGGCGAAGAAAUACAUUUAACACACGAUAAUCGUUUCAUAUGUAAAGAAGAUUUUACUGCAAGAAUGAAAUGUAAAGAAGAACUCAACAAUGAUAAUUCAGUAAAACAUGAAAAUGAUUACGAUAAAGAAAAUUCAUCGUUUAAAUCUCAGCCGAUACCGCCGUUAACAUCAACACCGAAUUCAAAUUUAAGUUCAUCCGAUUGCUUAAAAGAAGAAGAUCCAGAUAUGCAAAUGUCCGAGUGUUCGCUAGAUUGUAAAGAUGACGAUCAACUCUGUUUAGUAAAUACGAAUAAUAAUAAUAAUAAACAUAAUAAUAAUAAUACUUCAAGUACUUGUUCAUCAUCAUCAUCUUCUUAUCAACAGAAAAAGUCCAAUGUUGACAAUGCAGAUAAUGGAAAUUCAAAUGGACCAAAAAAACGUGGUCCUCGAACAACUAUUAAAACGAAACAGCUCGAACAAUUGAAAUCUGCGUUUGCUGCAACACCUAAACCAACACGGCAUAUACGCGAAGAAUUAGCACGUGAAACUGGUUUAGCCAUGCGUGUUAUUCAAGUAUGGUUUCAAAAUCGUCGUUCUAAAGAACGGCGUAUUAAACAAUCAAUCACAUGUGGUGGGUCACGUCGACAUUAUUAUCGACGUAUGACAUCCGGUAGACCAUUUGAUGAUAAUGAAAUGGUUUCUCAUUCGGGCUUGAACUAUUUACCAGAAGGAUUCCGAAAUGAUUUUAUGUAUCAAGGGCCACCAAACCAAAAUUAUAAUGAUUUCAUUAUGCAACAAGAACUACAUCAAAGACUUAAUUAUGGACCAACUGGAGAUCUAUCAUAUCCUAUGCGUCAUGAAUUAAACAGCGGUUCAUCAGCGACAGUACCGGAUUCUUCGGGAGCUGAUUCUGAAGAUUUACAACAGCGUUUUAGUACAACACCACCUUUAAACUCACAGGUGGCCAUAGCUGGAGGAAGUGCCUUUAACGAUCAUUCGUGGAAUUAA
This is a messenger RNA of Rotaria socialis, 1296 nucleotides long. The record is from the annotation of a GenBank genome assembly. Lineage: Eukaryota; Metazoa; Rotifera; Eurotatoria; Philodinida; Philodinidae.